Messenger RNA from Hydra vulgaris (swiftwater hydra), 1709 nucleotides. Its product is annotated as mannose-1-phosphate guanyltransferase alpha. Gene Ontology annotation, cellular component: cytoplasm. Gene Ontology annotation, biological process: biosynthetic process. The record is from RefSeq and is a predicted model, not a curated record. NCBI's taxonomy places the organism in Eukaryota, Metazoa, Cnidaria, Hydrozoa, Anthoathecata, Hydridae.
UAAAACAGAAUAAUUUAAAAGUAAUAGUAACAGAUAUUUGUUGCAAUGUUGGAAACUAAAAUACCUGUAAAGAUAAAAGUGGUUAUUCUUGUUGGAGGCCCUCAAAGAGGUACAAGAUUUCGUCCUCUGUCAUUAGAAGUUCCAAAGCCCUUGUUUCCUGUAGCUGGAUUUCCAUUGCUUGAACAUCAUAUUGCUGCUUGUAAAAUGGUUGAAGAUAUCGGUGAAGUUAUUCUCUUAGGUUAUUACCAACUCAAUGAAAUUAUAUCACGAUUUAUUGAUGAUAUGAAAAGAAAGUAUAAACUCAAUAUUAUUUAUUUUCAAGAAUACCAACCAUUGGGUACUGCAGGUGGUUUGUAUCAUUUUCGUGAUCAAAUUAUUAGCAAGCAUGCCUCUGCUGUUAUUGUUAUACAUGCAGAUAUAUUUUGCAUUUUACCAUUAAAUGAGAUGCUUUCAUUGUUCUACCUAAAAAACAAGCUUAAAGAUGGUUCACAUAUUGUGUUAGGAACUCAAGUACAUAUGGGAAAUGUUACAACUCAGUCUGAACAUGGAAACAUGGUAGUUGAUCCAAGCUCUUCAGAAAUUAAACAUUAUGUUGAAAAACCAGAGAACUCAGUGAGUGCUAUUAUCAAUUGUGGUGUAUAUAUUUUUCACCCUUCAAUCUUCAAAUCACUUUCAGAAAUGUAUAUGCAUAACUUACAAAGAGCAAAUGAACAAGAGGAUUGCAACUCUAGUCGUAAUCCUGAACUUAUGUUUAUUGGCAAUUUGUUUUCACGCAUUGCUGGCAACAACCAGUUAUUUUGUCAUAUGCUUUACAAAUCAUUUUGGGGUUCAAUGAAAGGUGCUGGUUCUGCAAUUUUUGCAAACAAACAGUAUCUCGCUGCUUAUAAAUCUAACUCAAGUAUACAGUUGGCUGAGUUAGCUUCAAAUCCACCUUUUAAAAUGGAAAUUAUAGGUGAUGUGUAUAUCCAUCCAUCUGCUCAAGUUGAUCCAACAGCUAAGAUUGGACCAAAUGUAUCAAUUGGCUGUCACUGCAUAAUUGGGCCAGGAGUGCGUAUUCGUGAAUCCAUCAUUUUAGAUGGUGCUGAGUUGAGGGAAAAUUGUUGUGUUAUAUACAGCAUUAUUGGAUGGAGAUGUUUAAUAGGACCUUGGUCACGAAUUGAAGGAACUUCAAGUGAACCUAACCCUAAUUAUCCUCACACUCUAUUUAACAAUGAAUCAUUGUUUCAUUCAGAUGGAAAACUGAUUCCCUCUAUUACUAUAUUAGGAUGUAACGUGACGAUUCCUCGUGAAGUCAUCAUUUUGAAUUCAAUUGUUCUUCCCCACAAAGAGCUGUGUUCUAGUCACAAAAAUGAAAUCAUUUUAUAAUUUUUGGACGCGCAAUUAAAGUGAAGGUAAUUUCGACGUGAAGUCAUAGUAUUAGAGUGGUAGGUGAUUUUGGGCGAAACUUCACGUGUGCAUAAUUUACAUAAAAAACUUUAUUUAUAAAAAUUUUGACAGUAAUUAUUUUAUAUGCGUUAUGAAUUAUUUAUUUUAAACGUAGCAGUAUUGUGAAUUAAUAUUUUCAUUGUGUUGUAAUCAAAUUUCUGGUAUUAAAUUAUAUUUUUUGAUAAAAAAAAUUUUUUUGUCUUAUUUUUUUAUUUAUUGGAUAAUUGUAAAAGGAUUUAAAAUGUUAUUUCUAAAUUCUGAAAUAAGAUUAUUUGGAUUUUGAA